This is a messenger RNA of Penicillium macrosclerotiorum, 1524 nucleotides long. RefSeq names its product alpha-L-arabinofuranosidase B. Lineage: Eukaryota; Fungi; Ascomycota; Eurotiomycetes; Eurotiales; Aspergillaceae. The record is from RefSeq and is a predicted model, not a curated record. Gene Ontology annotation, molecular function: alpha-L-arabinofuranosidase activity. Gene Ontology annotation, biological process: arabinan metabolic process; L-arabinose metabolic process; pectin catabolic process. The transcript has a single exon. The coding region runs from base 1 to 1524 and encodes 507 amino acids.
AUGUUCUCACGAUCAAAAGCUGAGCGUGCCUGGAUGGUUGCCAUUGGCCUAGUUGCCACAGGCUCCCUUGUCAAUGCUGGGCCCUGCGACAUCUACAAAUCUGACGGUGCUCCGUGUAUUGCUGCGCACAGCACCACUCGCGCCCUGUACAGUGCAUUUAGUGGCGCUCUUUAUCAAGUCAAGCGUGGCUCUGACAGUACCACGACCACCAUCUCGCCGCUUACCGCCGGUGGUGUUGCAAAUGCUGCCGCUCAAGAUACCUUUUGUGCCAACACGACCUGCCUCAUUAGUAUCAUCUAUGAUCAGUCUGGCAACGGCAACCACCUGACCCAGGCUCCUCCCGGUGGCUUCAAUGGCCCAGAUGUCAAUAACUAUGACAAUUUGGCUAGCGCAAUUGGUGCGCCGGUCACUUUGAAUGGCCAGAAAGCAUAUGGAGUUUUUAUCUCACCCGGCACUGGGUACCGCAACAACGCUGCCACAGGCACAGCGACAGGAGAUGAAGCGGAGGGCAUGUAUGCAGUCCUUGACGGGACACACUAUAACAGCGGUUGCUGCUUUGACUAUGGCAAUGCCGAGACAAGCAGCACUGAUACCGGAAAUGGUCACAUGGAGGCCAUCUACUUUGGCACGGAGACUGCCUGGGGCACUGGUGCUGGCAGCGGCCCAUGGAUCAUGGCAGAUCUCGAGAACGGUUUGUUCUCCGGCUCGAGUUCUGGUCAAAAUACUGCGGACCCAUCUAUCUCCUACCGGUUUGUCACUGCGAUUGUGAAAGGAACGGCAAACAAAUGGGCACUUCGUGGCGCUAACGCUGCAUCGGGCUCACUAUCAACCUACUACAGUGGCGUGCGCCCCACUGCAUCAGGCUAUAACCCCAUGAGCAAGGAGGGAGCCAUCAUUCUUGGUAUCGGUGGCGACAACAGUGUUAGCGCCCAGGGCACGUUCUAUGAGGGUGUGAUGACCUCUGGCUAUCCUUCUGAUUCCGCAGAGGCCUCGGUGCAAGCCAACAUUGUUGCUGCUAAGUACGCCACUACAUCGCUGAUCAGCGGCACGACGCUCACAGUCGGUAACUCCAUCUCGCUUCGGGCGACAACAUCUGGCUACACGAACCGCUAUCUGUCACACAGCGGCACUACAGUUAAUACUCAGGUUGUCACGUCUUCCAAUACCACCGCCGUGAAAGAGGAGGCUAGUUGGAUUGUUCGUACAGGCCUCGGUAAUAGCGCCUGCUAUUCCUUCGAGUCCGUCGAUACCUCUGGCAGCUACAUCCGGCAUUCUGACUUUGUGCUGUAUGUCAAUGCGAAUGACGGCACAAAGCAGUUCUACGAAGACGCUACAUUCUGUCCGCAGAGUGCUCUCAAUGGCCAGGGCAGCUCGAUUCGAUCCUGGAAUUAUCCUACUCGCUAUAUUCGUCACUACACGAACGUUGGAUACCUUGCGAAUAACGGUGGUGUUCACACAUUCGAUUCUGCAACUCAAUUUAACAACGAUGUGAGCUGGGUAAUCAGUACUGGCUUUGCCUCCUAA